This is a messenger RNA of Gigantopelta aegis, 4060 nucleotides long. RefSeq names its product tripartite motif-containing protein 2-like. The record is from RefSeq and is a predicted model, not a curated record. Gene Ontology annotation, molecular function: zinc ion binding; translation repressor activity; protein binding. NCBI's taxonomy places the organism in Eukaryota, Metazoa, Mollusca, Gastropoda, Neomphalida, Peltospiridae. Bases 234 to 2264 code for a protein of 676 amino acids. The transcript has 4 exons. Gene Ontology annotation, biological process: protein polyubiquitination; negative regulation of translation; proteasome-mediated ubiquitin-dependent protein catabolic process.
UCACGGAUGGGUCGAGUGUCUGUGUGUAGUGGUCUAUAGAGUGUGUACGGUUACCUACUCUCUUAUUAAUGAGGGGGUCGAUCGUUUCUCAUCUUACUGUUCUGUGAAGCAGGUUUCUUAGUGAUGUAUCUACAAUAUUCAAGGAGUUGGCGGAGCAGAAAUUACAUGAAAGUGCCUGGUACAACAGCUGAUCUAAAACGUGUGGUGGGGCAGAACUUCUAUGCUCAUGAGUUAUGAUGCCGUCAACGUUGGUGGAGACCGUCUCUCUGAAUUAUGAAGACUUCAAUGACAGCUUCCUCACCUGCGGCACCUGCCUGUGUAUGUACGACGGGGUGGAGCACCAUCCCAAACUGCUACCCUGCUCCCACACGGUGUGCCGCGGCUGUCUAGAGCGCAUCAUCGCCGCCCAGACGCUAGACACCGGCUCGUUCCGCUGCCCGAUAUGCCGGGAGGUGAUCACCCUGCCGCAGGGCGGAGUCGUGGCCUUCCCCGCCAGCUUCCUUGUCAACCAGCUUCUUGACCUGAUGGCCAGCCAGCGGCGCGACAUCAUCCCCAAGUGCUCUGUCCAUUCCAACCAGGAACUGCUGUUCUGCGAGACCUGUGAUAUCGUCUUCUGCGUUCUGUGCACGGACGGUAACCAUAACGACCGCGGUGCCAGUGAGCACACGGUGAUCCCGUUCGCUAUCGCCAUCAAGAGGAUGUCUGAGAUCCUGCUGUACAAGGCACACCUGUGCAUCAAGAACCUGAACAAUGCCUACGAGAAUGUCUCUGAGGAGCUACGACGCCUCGAGCACUCGGUCGACCGCACCCUUGACCAGAUCAACCGGUCCUUCCAGGACGUCGUCAUGGUGAUCGACAAGCGGCGCCAUGAGUGCCUGCAGUGGGUGCGGAAGAUCCGCGAGGAGAAGAAGACGAUCCUGAAGGAGCAGCUCGACCUGAUCCAGGCAGAGAAGGAGCGCGUGCAGCAGGAGUGCGACGGGCUGCAGUACCAGGUGGAGGUGCGAAACAUCACCAAGAAGAUAGGGGACCUCAACGAGAAGCUCGACACCACCAGCACACUGGCCGAGCCGCGCGAGAACUCCUUCAUCAGGUACGAGUACAAGCACAACGAGGCGCUGAAGGAGAUCGCGCGGGCCGUCGGGAAAUAUGGGCAGAUCAAGGUGAGCACAACGUUCCCGGCUCUGUCGACGGCCAAGAUCGGCGAGGCGACGUCUCACCUCCGGUCCAGCGCCCGAGUCUCCACAGUCGAUUACCACGGCAACCCACGUUCUAGUGGAUCAGAUCCGGUGACGGCAGAGCUGCGUACAGACGCCGGGGAGAUGGUCGAGACUAAGAUCAAAGACAAUGACGAUGGAACGUACGAUAUAAUCUUUGUUCCGCCCAAGUCUGGCGACAUGAAACUAUGCAUCAGUAUUUUCUGUAGGCCAAUCAAAGGGAGUCCCUUCAGGGUGCAGGUCACCGAUCAUAUAAAUUCCGUCUGGAAGUUCGGAUCUCGUGGAACUGGGAUUCUGAAUCUCGUGCAGCCUGUGCGUGUAUCGGCCGACACGGGGGGCUGUGUUUACAUUCUCGAUACAGGCAAUAGCCGGAUUGUUGUUCUCGGGCCCGGGGGCGAAGUUAUACGACACAUCGGCCCUGCGGGGCUGGAGCAGCAGAGUGCCACGGGACUGUGCACAACGCCGGACGGCAAUCUGGCUGUGAUAAACUGGCGGACGAAGUUCGUGUCCAUCAUGACCACCGAGGGCGAUCUAGUCAAGAAGUUCACCACGCAGGACUUCAUCGAGCCGAUCGACAUCGCCGUCAACAGCCGCGGCGACAUCAUCGUCGCGGACAGCAGCGCGGGCAAGGUGUUCAUCUUCGACCCCUCGGGAAUCCUCAUGACCACGUUCGGAAGCAAGGGAGAGAAGGACGGCCAGUUCAAACUGAUCUCCGCAUUGACCGUGGGAAAAUGCGACGAGAUCCUCGUCACCGACCACCGAGUCCAGAUCUUCAGUCGAGACGGGAAGUUCUCGCGCAGACUCCCUGACACCGGGAAGGGCCAAUACGGCGGGAUUACUGUGGACGCCGGCGGCCACAUUCUCGCGACGAAGAUGGAGAAGGGGAAGGGGUUCGUGCAGGUGAUGAAUUCCAGCGGGAAGCUCCUCUUCUGUAUUGACAGCUACGACAGCAAGUUGAAACGCCCCAGCGGAUUGGUCGCGGCGCUCGAUUUCCAUAUAGUGGUCGUAGACCUCGGGAAUGACUGCAUUAAGAAAUUUCGAUAUAAAUAGAAAGGAAACCUGCUUCCGCACAGUUUCAGGACAAAUCCACUUCCUCUUCCUGUGAGGAGACUCCAACAGUGGAUUGCCAGUUUACUUAUCACGAGGAAAAACUAUAUAUAUAUAUAUCUACAAGAUAAACGGACAAGCCGAUCUCAAGACUGAGCAGAAAACCAAAGACAAUAUUUAUUAUACGUCUGUGACAUGCCUGUAUUAUAUAACACAUUUACUGUAUGAUAUACCAGCAUUUCUGCCAGAGAGACAUUUUUGGGUAUGGCACUAUGGAAUUGAAUGCAAUCACAAUUAUGUGGGGCCUACCCUAAAAAGAAAAUGGGUUAAGUUUAGGGUUAGGGUUAAAAAAAUCAUACAGUAAUGAUAAGAGUAAUUUUUUUUUUAAAGUUAACUUCAAAAAAAAAUCUGCACAAAUAUUUGGGUAUUGUGCCAUACCUGUUUUACCCUCUGGUAGAAAGCCUGGUGUGAUACGUGUAUUAGAAGUAUACCUUUCCCAUAGAAACACCGCAAGUUGCUUCUCACUGUCAUGAUAAGAUGGAAAAAUCAAAAAGAAAUUUAAGAUGGCUUUGUCAGGAUAGAUCGGUGUUUCACCCAGGAUUUACUUUUAUGAGCAUCUGAAGUGUGCAAAUUGACAUUCAAAGUGUACAAAUUCAGCACCUGAAGUGUGCAAGUUCAGCAUCUUGAGUGCAAAUUGAGCAUCUUGAGUGUGCAAAAUAAGUAUAUGGGGUGCUGAUUGAGCAUUCAGAGUGUGCAAAUUGAGCAUCUGAAGUGUGCAAGUUGAGCAUCCAGGGUAUGCAAUUUAAGUCCAUGAAGUGUGCAAAUUGACUAUUCAAACAGGACACAGUUAGCACCUAAAGGAUGCCAACUAAGCACCAGAAAUGUACAAGAGUAGGGAUCUUCUUCUUAAUGAACUUUUCAUCUCUAUACUAAGCUAAUAGUUCUGGUGUAUAAUGCCACAAGGGGUGUUUGUUACAGCGACAGCCCCCAGGGUCGACCAAGACCUGGUGGAAACACUAGUAGAACACACACCAUGGUAUCAGAAUUUUCACAUGUUGAAUUUUCAUGCGCUAUUAUAACAUUCAGAAAGAAGGUUUUUUAAAUUUUUCAGAAAGGUUUUUCAUUUUUCUGAAAGGUGGAUUUUUUUUUACAUUUUAAUUAAACCAUUUUACACUGAAAUACACAAAUUUAUCUUUACCUCAGUUUUUAUCAGCUAUUUUUGCCCGACAGUAAAUGUUUUCUGGGCUCAUUUAUAUUUGCUAAUUUCUUUAGGUAUUGAUAUUUGUCAGCGAAAUGCAAUGUUUUUGGCUAUUACAGCUAAUUUAACAUAUACAUUACUUAAACAUUUUGAUUAAAUGUGACCUUAUAUGGGAAAACCAGACCAACAUCACUGAUAGGAACUGUGGAAUAAUGUCUUUUUUAAGUAAUAUAGUCGUUUGGAAAAUGAUGUAAAUAUGCUGAAAAGAAAUAAUGGAACACCAGGCAUGGUGCUUAUAAAACUUUUAGAGUCUAGACGCGGUUAACUUUCUGAUACAAUGGAUGAGAGUUCUGAUACAAGUCAAUAUUUGAUGUUAAUAUUUAGGUAUUCACUUAUUUCUUUUCAUCAAAAUACAAAAUAAUAUCUUUACUUUACUUUACCAAAAAUAUAAGGACUACGGAUAUUGUGAAAGAUGUUAAAUAGGGGACAAUAUUUCAAAAUCUUAGGUAACCGAAAGUCAGUUCACAUGAGUUUUAUUUAGGUAACCGAUUGUUCGGUUACGUGAAUAUAGUUCUCGUAACCUAUAAGUUAGGCCUACCUA